Molecule: messenger RNA, 948 nt
Organism: Fukomys damarensis (Damara mole-rat)
Lineage: Eukaryota; Metazoa; Chordata; Mammalia; Rodentia; Bathyergidae
Product: olfactory receptor 8J3
Exons: 1
Coding region: 1-948 (315 amino acids)
Biological process (GO): sensory perception of smell; G protein-coupled receptor signaling pathway
Cellular component (GO): membrane
Molecular function (GO): odorant binding; olfactory receptor activity; G protein-coupled receptor activity
Source: RefSeq, a predicted model, not a curated record
AUGGCUCUUGGAAAUAUCACCCAGGUCUCUGAGUUCAUCCUCAUAGGGGUCUCAGACCGCCCCGAGCUGCAGGUCCCCCUCUUCCUCGUCUUCCUGGGCAUCUAUGUGCUGACCGUGAUGGGGAACCUGGGCAUCAUCACCCUCACCAGUGUGGACCCCCGACUGCAGACCCCCAUGUAUUUCUUCCUCCGACAUCUGGCUAUUAUAAAUUUUAGCAACUCUACUUUUAUUGCUCCCAAAAUGCUGCUCAAUUUUUUAGUAAAAGAGAAAACCAUCUCCUACUAUGCCUGUGCCACCCAGCUGGCCGGAUUCCUGGUUUUCAUUGUGGCCGAGGUCUUCAUGCUGGCGGCGAUGGCCUAUGACCGCUACGUGGCCAUCUGCAACCCCCUGCUCUACAUGGCGGUGGUGUCUCGGCGGGUCUGCCUGCUGCUGGUGUCCCUCACCUACCUGUACGGCUUUGGCACAGCCGUUGUCGUUAUGCCUUGCGUGUUCUCCGUGUCGUUCUGCUCUUCCAAAGUCAUCAAUCAUUUCUACUGUGAUAUUAUGCCUCUGUUGAUGCUGUCCUGCUCCGAUACGUCUGUUCCAGAAAUAAUAGUCUUUAUAUCUGCAGCUUCAAACAUUGUGUUUUCCAUGACCAUAGUUCUAAUUUCUUAUGUCAACAUCGUUCUGUCUAUUCUAAGGAUCAAAUCAGCAGAAGGAAGGAAAAAAGCCUUCUCUACCUGUGGGUCUCAUAUCACGGCUGUGGCAGUUUUCUACGGGACGUUGCUGUUCAUGUACCUGCAGCCCCGCACUAACUAUUCUUUAGACACCGAUAAAAUGGCUUCUGUGUUUUACACCCUGGUGAUCCCCAUGCUGAACCCCAUGAUCUACAGCCUGCGCAACAAGGACGUGAAGGCUGCCUUAAAGAGCUUCAUGACCAACCCCUGCAACCACUGCAAACCAAUGUAG